Molecule: messenger RNA, 1505 nt
Organism: Phragmites australis (common reed)
Lineage: Eukaryota; Viridiplantae; Streptophyta; Magnoliopsida; Poales; Poaceae
Product: bZIP transcription factor 53-like
Exons: 1
Coding region: 535-969 (144 amino acids)
Biological process (GO): positive regulation of DNA-templated transcription
Cellular component (GO): nucleus
Molecular function (GO): transcription cis-regulatory region binding; DNA-binding transcription factor activity
Source: RefSeq, a predicted model, not a curated record
GGAACCAUUCUAAACCUUCCCCAUUUCCUCUAGCUUCCUGGUCAUUUGCACUUGAGCCCCUGGGUCGCCCUUGCCUUCUUUCAGCUAAGUCCUCCUGCUCACCUUUUUUUUCAUUCAAGUCCUCGUAGUUUAUUUUCCUUCCGAGUCUACCCCUCCUCCUCUGGGGGAACUCUUGCACACAGCCCCCUUAGGUUUCUCGAAUUCUAGUCUGCCGGUCCCCGUUGUGUAGAUCCAGGCAACCCAUCAGCCGCACCCAUGUUUACCUACCCGUUCCUCUAGGGGCCGCCGUUCUCCGAUGAAGCUGAACGUGCUCCGCCGCCGCCGCUCCCACUCCUUCUCUGUUGCCUUCCUGUACUGGUUCUACGUCUUCUCAUGAACUCGUCGCCCUCUCCCAAGAACGCCACCUUCUGAUCCAUUCUUUGGUUGGUUAGAUCCUUGUUAGCUUCUUGUUUUCUUUGAAUCUUUCGCCUUUUCCUUCCAAAAAAAAGUUCUUUUCUUGAACUGAGCCUGUCCAAGAAGAAGAAAGAUCCGAUCAUGUCGUCGUCGGGCCGGAGCUUGAGCCCUGAGAGCAACACCGAUGGAAGCGGCGGCGGGUUCGACGCCGACGAGCGCAAGCGCAAGAGGAUGCUGUCGAACAGGGAGUCCGCGCGCCGGUCCCGCGCGCGGAAGCAGCAGCGGCUGGAGGAGCUGGUCGCCGAGGUAGCCCGCCUCCAGGCUGAGAACGCGCAGGUGCAGUCCCGGAUCGCUGCCUUCGACCACGAGCUGAGCAAGGUGGACGGCGAGAACGCCGUGCUACGCGCCCGCCACGGUGAGCUGGCGGGGCGGCUGGAGGCGCUGGGCGGCGUGCUGGAGGUGUUCCAGAUGGCCGGCGCCCCCGUGGACAUCCCGGAGAUCCCCGACUCGCUGCUCGGCCCAUGGCAGCCGCCGUUCCCGCUGCAGCCCGUCGCCGCCGAUGCGUUCCAGUUCUGAGCCGGCGGCAGGCGUCGCCGCCUCCAAGACAUGGCCGUAGCAUCGCCAUGGUCACCUACUGCUUACUACGAAGAUUAUUAGUGCUGCUCUACUAUUAGUUUGUGUGGAUUUGUUUCAUGGCGUUGAUCUAGACCAUUAAUAAUGAUCGGUGUGUGGUUGUAAUCGUAAUAGUGUUAUGCAGUGAUGUGUUGCUCCCAUGGAUCAAAAUGCUGUGUGGAUGUAUAUGGGAUGGGAACACAUGAUUUGUGAUUGUAAGGCCAUCUCCAAGAGAGUCUUCAAAUCUCACUUUUCUCGUGCUACAGUGUUUUGCGGUCUACUGUAGCACUAGAAAUCUAUCUUCAGAUGACCCCUUGUCCAGUGCUACAGUGUGCUACAGUAGAAAAUAAAGGGAUGCUGUAAUAGUGAUAGAGGAUGCUGUAAUAGUAUUUUGAGAAUGAAAAUUUGAGGUAGCUGUUAGAGAUGGUCUAAUAUCUUGACAUGGCACCUAUAUUAUGAUUGCUUGCAUUUCGAAUGAAUUUUCUAGCUUGGUUGAUUUA